Molecule: messenger RNA, 2634 nt
Organism: Papilio xuthus (Asian swallowtail)
Lineage: Eukaryota; Metazoa; Arthropoda; Insecta; Lepidoptera; Papilionidae
Product: centrosomal protein of 162 kDa
Exons: 5
Coding region: 188-2068 (626 amino acids)
Biological process (GO): cilium assembly
Cellular component (GO): axonemal microtubule; centriole
Source: RefSeq, a predicted model, not a curated record
AGUUAAGGCAUUUGAAAUUUUUUACUGUCAUGUAGGUUCUGUUACCAGAACAAUAGAAGCAAUUAAGAAUACCAAACAAAGCCGUUGCUAAGCAACUGCUAGUUUGAUUGAAAUUGUUUAAUUUUCUUUUCGAAUCUUAUGUUUCGGUGCCUAUAUUCUCGUAGUUUUACUAGUAUAGUUAGUGAAAAUGGCCAAUAACUCCUUAGCCAGUAAUGAACCAACCAGUGAAGAUAUACUUAAUGAAGAAUUUUUACUAAUUGAAAAAUCUUGUGAAUCUAAAGAUAGUGACGAUGAAAUUAGAAAUAUACUCAAUGAACUAAAAAGACUGUCUACUAUUAAGAAUAAAGAUGCUGAAAUCGGAGAGGAUAUUGAGGACGUUGAUAUGAUUUUAAAGAGAGCCGAAGAUAUUGCACAUGAGACCAAGAAUUUGUUGAACAGUAGUCCCAUUAUUGGUAUACCCAAUGGUGUUUCAUCUAAUACGGUGGAUAAAAUACCUCAAAUAAAAGUUACGAAGCACCAUACCAAUGAAAACAACAUUGAAAUUGAUCAUAAAAUCUUUGGACAUCAGAAGGUAAAUGAAAAUAUAAAAGUGAAUAGUAAAGAUAACACUGAAAAUCGUCGUAAAACAAAAACGAGACCAUUUUCAGCUGGAUUUAUAGAUUGUAAGAAAAAGGAAGUUGGUAAAGUGAAGACGGCAAAUAAUUCCCCGAAACGUUCGUUGUGCAGACAUGAAAAUUUAAUAGAAGAAUUAAAAGAUACAAAUGAACGAGUGAAAUCUUUAGAAUUAUUAAAUGUACAACUAACAGAAGACAAUAAACUAUUCAAAAAAAAAUUAGAUCAAAUUAAUAAUGAAAAACAUAUCGCAGAAUUAAAAUUAAAUGAAUGUGAAAAAUUUAUUAAUAAGCUAUCUAAAGAAUAUGAAAAUAAAAAUUCCGAAUUAAAUUCAAUAAGAGAUUGUGAAUCGCAUAUUAGAGCUGAAUUGCACAAGGAAAGAAAUGAAAGGAAAAGUUUAACUUCACAACACGAAAAAGAUCUAAUAGUUAUCAAUGAUCUACAAAGACAAGUUAAGGAAAUGGAAAUGAUUUUACGUCGAAAACAUCCUGACUCUGUUUCUGCUUUGAUUGUGGCAUCAAAAUCAUCGACAGUUGAAGAUAAUAAGAAGAAAUUAUUAGAAGAACGAAUUGCUCGUUUGGAGCAGGAAUUAAAAGAUAAAGAAAAUCACUUCCAAAGUAUACUUGUUACAUUACAAGAGAAGUUUAGUGAUAUGAAGCACAAAUACGAGAGUCAUAUUAUUGAUGUUGAAAGACAAUUAAUGGAAGAUCGUAAGGUUAAUACAGAUCUUAAAAAUAAAGUCAAUAAAACUAAUCUAAAGGAUUCUUCAGUCCAAACGUUGGCUGUAAGUCGACAUACAGUUGGCACUCAGACUUUUUCAAAACCAGAUAGAGCGUCGUCUGCAGUUAGUCGAAUAUCGCAAAACUCCACUUUAUUUUUAAACAAAUUAAAAGAAGACAGUUAUCUCAUAGCCACAAUAAAAGGUUUGCAAGCUGAGUUGACUGUGAAGCAAAGAACAAUCUCCAAAAUUAAUAGAGAGACAGAAGAAUUGAAAAAGAAUUUACGAAACUUGCAGAAAGAGAAAGAAGUGUUAGCGAAUUUACAUCCACAAAAGAGGACACCCUGUAAACAAACCAAAUCCGUUGAAAAUAUUCUAGCUAAAGUGACCAAUGAAUUUGAAUCUGAACUUUCUGAAGCUAGAAAACAAAAGGAAGUUCUUGCGCAGGAAAAGUCAAGCUUGCUCGAUUCUCUCAAACGAACUAAUGAAGAGUUUAUAUUGUUGAAAAAGAAGCGUAUACAAGAUCUUCACACUUUACAAUUAGCACACGAAAAGGAACUAAUGCAGAUGAAUAUGCAGUUAUAUCCAUUGCAAGAAGAGAUCAAGUUAUUGAACCGGACGGUCGAAAUCUUACAAGAACGCGUCAGGGCCGCGGAUGAAAAGUUACGAUGUAACGGUAAGAGAGAUGUAGACGUUAGGGCCGGUGGUGAUAAUAUAAUUUCUAAUAAUAAACGUUGAAUUUAAUUUUUAUUUAUUUAGAAUAUCAAAGUGUAUUUCUAGGAUAAGCAAAGGAACACUUUUUUUUACAACGACAGAAAAUGUUUUUUCAUUUUUUUUCUGUUCCAAAAUAUAUUUUUAUUUCAUGUUUUCUACCGAAACGAUGUUUCAGUGUGAUUUUAAUUUAGCAUGUUAUGUGAUUAUUUAAAGCGUUUUCAUAAUGUAUACGUUUUAAUUUAGUUUUAAAAAUUAUAGUAAUAAUGAUAUUGCAUUAUUGUGGCUGAUUGGGACCAUUGAUGAUGGCUGAUUAUAAUACAAAAAUAAAGUGACCUUUAGACUGUUGUUACAACGCAUAAAAUUGUAGUCUUAAAAUGUGCUUUUAAUUGUAAGUUUCCACACAAAAUAUUUGUACAAAAAUAUGUUGCUAUCUCUAUUUUUCCAAUAAGAAUGAUAGUGAUGAGAAAUAGUUUUUGUACAAGAAUUCAGUGAAAAUUUACGGUAAUGUUUUUAGUGCCUAGUGACAUUUACCUCUAGUCAAUAUUUUCAUGAGAUUUUUACUCUACAAAAUAAGUUAUUGUUGCGGUGCC